Verticillium alfalfae VaMs.102 is the source of this 2631-nucleotide messenger RNA. RefSeq lists its product as hypothetical. Lineage: Eukaryota; Fungi; Ascomycota; Sordariomycetes; Glomerellales; Plectosphaerellaceae. The transcript has a single exon. Bases 1 to 2631 code for a protein of 876 amino acids. The record is from RefSeq and is a predicted model, not a curated record.
AUGCUGGGGUUGCAAACGACCGACCUCACUUUCCCAGACGGCACGUCGAGAGACUUCGCUUUUCAGUCAUUCGAUGCCAACCUGCCAGCCACUGCCGAGCUUCGGGCGACGGUUGAGGGCUUCCAAGGACGCCUCGAUUGCGAGCCGGCUCAAACAACUCUCAGCAGCGUUCAGCUGCUGCAAGGAUCGACGACACGACUUGACGUCACGGUUGCGGCACCAUCCUGCAGGACAACACAGAGCAUCAUGAACAACCUUCUCUCGAGCAAUGCCUCAGCGCUGACACCCCGGGUGUUCAUGGCUUUCCAAGGGGGUGACUGCGGCAGCACACAGGCAAACGACGACCAGCGGUUUGUCAUCAUGGUGGGCACCGUUACCAUAGAUCCGGCGUCGUUCCCUCGCAAUCCCAACGCAAGGGAUGUUCCCCUGCGAGGCGCCCUGCCGCAGUCGGCUGCGGUGAUCUGUCGACCUACAUAUGAUCUUGGGCCGGUGGAGGUGGUGAAAAAUGGGACAGAUUUGCUUUCAAUCAGACGACUCAACAGCACGCAACCUCGGACUCUCAAUACCAUUCAUCCGUGGGACUUUGCCCGGGCACAAUUCGAAUUAUACGACGAAGCAACACUGAACGGCUCUGUUCGUGCCACCGACAAAUACUACGACAACCCCGACCAAGUCGUCAUUGAUUCGGAUGGCAUCAUCGACGUCAUGAUGGCCAUGGAGGUCAAGGCGAAUGGGGUGCCGCAGCUAGGAAAUUUUCUGGACACUGCAACCCUUGAUCGUCUAGCAUCUGCAUACUGGACGCAGUUUUCGGCACUCCUCGCGAGGAAUGAGAUUAUGGCCGGGGCUAGGCAGCAAACUGUCGGCAGAGCAGUGCUCGUAGGGGAGCGACUGCUGGUUCGUACUGUGCCCACACACCUCAUGGCCGCCCUUUUUGGCGUCAUUGUCCUUGUGUGCCUGCUGGCCGUCGACAUGGUACCCAGACUCGGAUUUCUGCCCCGAGAUCCCAGCACAAUUCUGGACAUGGCGACUUUACUGGCACACAGCCGACCGCUGCUGCAGUGCCUACGAGGAACCGGCGCCGCUGAUGAGACCACCAUUCACGAUCGACUUGAAGGGUCGACCUACCGCCUCGGCGUGGAGCCUUAUGAGAAGACGACGAGCACCAGCUCUGGGUAUUUCAAGAUCUUGGGCGGGUUUCCUCCACCACUGGAUGCACCGCUGUACUUUCAGCACACCGGGCAAUGGAAACGGCCCUUGUCAUUACAGCUUUGGACAAGAGGAGCUGUGAUUGCCGUGCUUGGCGGCAUGAUCGCGAGCUUGGAAGUGGCCUUGCGAGCAUCUCGUCGUAACCAGGGCAUCGCAGGCGUCAGCGACAUCGAUUACCUGCAUUUCCUGUGGACGUCAGGUCCCGCCCUGCUGCUGCUGGGCCUCGCUCUUUACCACAGCGCUGCCGACUUUGCCACUCGAAGCCUGGCGCCAUUUGCAAAGCUCAGGGGCGGCGGUGAGCUGAGUACUACCGUGGGUCUUGACUUUCUCAACAAAUCGAAGCCUCGCGUCAUCUGGUCUGCGCUGCGAACCGGCAACCCUUCUGUGCUCAUCACGAGCAUCACGGCUUUCUUCGCUACGCUGGUCGUCAUCUUUUCUGGUGCCCUCUUCACACCGGUGCCAAUGUGGGACGCUCGGAAUGUUGUCCUCCAGAGUGCAGACUUUUUUGCCAACACGACUGUCCUUCCUGCAGGGCUUGACCCUGACUCUUUGCCACCCGCCGAUAGUGACGCGGUGCUGUCAUCCCUGAUUCUGAACGCUAAUGCCUCGUUUCCUGCCUUCACGUUCAACGACUUGAACUUUCCGGCAAUGCAGCUGCAGGGUGCGUUACCCAACGAUUACCGCGAGCUUCAGGACAUUGCUAUCGAAGCAACCAUUCCAGCACUUCGGCCUAACCUGCAGUGCCGUCUGUACCCGCAGUCCGAGAUAUCGACCAACAUGACAAUCGACAACCUCUUCAUCAACGUCGACGCGGAGCCUUGCCGGGUGGGCAACUCUGGACAGCAAACAAGCAACGCCCAGUUCCCGGCGAUUCCAGGGGCUUCCGGUCCGACGGCCCUCUUUGGUCGAGCUACGUCCCGUCGAGACAACCGUGCGCAAUGCUCUGACUUUCUUUACAUCUGGGGGCAACUCGAUAACCCCAGCUCGCCAUCAUCGACUGUGUCGUCUGUAUCCGCCAUGGGAUGCAACGAAACGCUCGAGACAGUGGCUGUGUUGACGACGCUGCGUGGUCCAUCGCUUCGGAUCGAUCCGACGAUACCACCGCGUGUCACAGGCGCGACGGCUACACCAAAUGCUGUGGCGCUACCGGUGUUGCAGUACAGUCGCCUCGCUAAUCUGACCGCUACGGGGGGUAAUCUGCUUGAUCCUUUUUUCUCUGCCCUGACCUCGUCAGACGUUGCAGUUCCGGCGGCAGCCCUGAGUGACACAGGUCUCGAUACAGCCGGCCGCGUAGCAGACGCCGUUGUCGCGCAGCACAAGAUGAUCCGGGCACAAAACCUCAACCUCAAUAUCCGACGCUCGCUCUCUGCGCAAGGGAACUUUCCUUUUGGGGGAACGGCGUCACCCAUUGGCACGGGGCGGUGA